GGUUGCACUAGUUCAGAGUUUAUCUUUUUCCCUUUAUAUUGGAAGAAAAAAGAUAAACUCUGAACUAGUGCAGCCAAUUCAGCAUAAAGAACAGAUCUAUGAUAUAAUCCUCGAGUGGUGCAAGCAGAUUAUGUCAAAAAAUACGCGUGAGAACGAAUUGCUGGCAGAAAUUACAGAGUUGCGUGCAUUAUUACAUAGGAAAGAGACUGAAUUAAUUCAUUUGCGACGCGAGAAACAAAUCACGCAGGAAUAUGGUUUGAAUAAUGAUGAGAUUAACAGAUAUAGCCGUCAGCUUCUUUUGACAGAAAUUGGUGUGCAAGGUCAAAAAACGAUAAAGGAUAGUUCUGUGCUUAUCGUAGGAGCUGGUGGUCUUGGUUGUCCUGCAGCAUUGUAUUUGGCAUGUGCUGGGCUUGGUCAUAUUGGCAUAGUUGAUUAUGAUAAUGUUGAAAUAAACAAUCUUCAUAGGCAAUUAUUAUACACAGAAACCAGUGUUGGUACUGCCAAAGUGACUGCAGCAGCAGAAAGUAUUAAUCGGUUAAAUAGUUAUAUCAAAGUCACUCCGUAUAAAAUCCAGCUAGAUAGUGAGAACGCUUUGGAUAUCAUAAAGAAUUAUGAUGUUGUAAUAGAUGCUACGGACAAUGUAGCCACUCGUUAUUUGUUAAAUGAUGCAUGUGUCUUGAGUGGGAAACCGUUAGUCUCUGGAUCAGCUCUGCGAUUUGAAGGACAUUUGUCGGUAUUUAAUUAUAAGGGCCCUUGCUACAGAUGUAUAUUUCCUGAGCCUCCACCACCAGAAACUGUAACAAAUUGUGGAGAUGGAGGUGUUCUUGGUGCAGCUGUUGGAACAAUUGGCGUACUGCAAGCAUUGGAAACAUUAAAAAUAAUACUUAAUAUCCCCGAUGUACUUUCCGGACGACUUUUGUUAUUUGAUGGAAUAAAAACAAAAUUCCACAAUGUAUGUUUGCGUCCAAAAAAUGCAGAUUGUGCGAUUUGUGGAGAACAUCGUAUUAUAUGUAAAUUAAUUGAUUAUGAAGAAUUUUGUGGUGCAAAGGCGAAUGACAAAGAGAUUAAUUUGGAUUUACUGAAGAAAGAGGAAAGAAUAUCAGUCGAAGAAUAUAAUCAAAUCAUAAAAGAUGAUUUAAAAUCUCAUAUAUUGAUCGAUGUACGUUCACCUGAAGAAUAUCAAAUUUGUCACUUGCAGCAUUCGAUUAAUAUUCCUUUUACGCAACUUCACAAGGACCGGAGCUUAAAAUUAAUAAGAGAUAACAUAAAGAAGAUUGAGAAAAGGCAUAUACAUGGUCCAACAGACAUGUAUCUUCUCUGUAGACGGGGUAAUGAUUCGCAAAAGGCUGUGCAAUAUUUGAAAACGUUACUUGCUGAAGAUACCUUAAGAAUAAAAGACAUAAUUGGAGGUAUACAUGCUUGGAGUAAGAAAAUUGAUUCAACAUUUCCUAGAUAUUGAAAUUAUAAAGGAUAAGAAUGAAAAGGAAAAUGAGGAAGGAAAAGAAUGUAAUUUUUGUUAAUGUAACAUCUUUGUAAAUAAAUAUAUUUUUGACUUUGAA
This is a messenger RNA of Linepithema humile (Argentine ant), 1559 nucleotides long. It is a transcript of the gene Uba4, whose product is annotated as Ubiquitin-like activating enzyme 4. The record is from RefSeq and is a predicted model, not a curated record. NCBI's taxonomy places the organism in Eukaryota, Metazoa, Arthropoda, Insecta, Hymenoptera, Formicidae. Gene Ontology annotation, molecular function: adenylyltransferase activity; URM1 activating enzyme activity; thiosulfate-cyanide sulfurtransferase activity. Gene Ontology annotation, cellular component: cytoplasm; cytosol. Gene Ontology annotation, biological process: tRNA wobble position uridine thiolation; protein urmylation.